Mytilinidion resinicola is the source of this 1460-nucleotide messenger RNA. RefSeq lists its product as uncharacterized. Lineage: Eukaryota; Fungi; Ascomycota; Dothideomycetes; Mytilinidiales; Mytilinidiaceae. The record is from RefSeq and is a predicted model, not a curated record. The transcript has 5 exons. Bases 1 to 1233 code for a protein of 410 amino acids.
AUGUCGACUGUUUCCACUAGCGAGCGAUUCUCUACCAUUACGCCGAACGAUCAUGGAGGAUAUGUGUACAUUGCUACGCUCAUGGCCAUGACCUACUCUACAUUGGCUUUUAUUGCGAGAUGUUUGGUCAAGAGACGCAUGUUUGGGGUGGAUGAUUGGGCCGUGGUGGUAGCGCAGACACUAUUCUUCGGUCAGUUCGCUGCCGUAUUAGCAGCGUUGUCUGCUGGACUCGGGAAAAACUUUGACUUGCUGGAUGACGGUCAGUUCUUCAAGAUCUUCAGAUCGCUCUUUGCAGACCAAAUCCUGCUCUAUCUUUCACUCUGUGUCGCAAAGUGCUCCGUUGUGUUGCUCAUUCAACGCCUCUUCACUCGCGAUAUGAAGCACUUCUGGCUGAUCUGUAGUAUAUUCCUUGGCUUAGUGAUAGCCUGGGGGGUAGCCUCAGGGCUUCUGGUGAGCAUUGGCUGUUCUCCCAGUUCUCAUAGUUUGGGAAAUGUAGAACCAAGGUGUGCCGGAUACUUAACUAGAUACAAAAUAAUCUCGACAUUAGACGUUCUUACCGAGCUCCUUCUUGUCCUAGUCCCCGUUUAUCUGGUGUCGCAUAUCCAAAUGAGGACGAGACUCAAGUUUCGUGUCGUCCUCGCGUUCGCCUUCAGACUCCCAGUCGCAGCCUUCUCCCUCCUCCAUCUGGUCGCUCUCUCACGCGCUAUCCACGCCUCGAACUCCGGCGUCGCACUAGCUCGUGUGACAGUCUACCAACAAGCACAACUCGGCUACUCGCUUAUUUCAGCCACGAUCCCAUGUCUGAAGUCAUUCGUAAAAAGCUUCGAUACCGGUCUUGGGCUCGAAGUCGGGUAUAGCACGAACCCAUAUGGGUACGGAUCUUCCGGUGCCGGAGGCAGUGGAAGGGGUGGGGCUGGUGAGAGCUACAAGAUGUCCAAUAUGAGCAAAGGGUCCGCAGGUGGAAGCGUAAGCGCCGGUGAGAGCAAGGUAAAAGGUAGUCUGAAACGCACUUGGAAGGAAGGUGGCGUGCGUGAGAUCACUGCAAAGGGGCCCAAUGCUGCACAGGUCGGGUUGAGGCCCGAGGAGCUCAAGAAUACGACGAAUAUCUAUCAUUCGACGACACACGAGGAAGAUGAGAGCCAUAGGAGCGCUACUGGAAGCGAGGAGAUGAUUAUUCGGCGUGAGGUGCAGUGGGAUGUCAGAAGUGAUUUCGUAGGAGGCGUCAAGAGAUAGCGUGGAAGGGGCUAUUCGGCCAAGUCUUGAGGCUGGUACUUAGACUUGGAAGUAGCAUCACGUUGGAGCCUACAAAUCGUAUACUGUAGUUGGUUCUAUCGAGGUCUGAUGGAACUAUAUUUGCACUUUCUAUGUUGGCUUUCCUAGUAGCAAUAUGGCGGCAUAAAUUCCUUAGCAAACCUCUGCGCUUAGCCUCCUAACCUCUCCUUAAGCUCGAUCUCUACAAC